GAGAACUUCAUUUUAAUAUUGCAAACUAAAACAGGAUAAGUAGCACUCUGUACUUCAAAGAAGCGGAUAAAUAGCAAGUGAGACGGAUGGAAACACCAACAUUUUGGUACCAAACUAAAAUGGUAAAAACGAGUUUCUGACGAAAAUAGGACUACGAAAAGAAAAGAAAAGUGUCAUCAUAGCAAAGAAGAAAAUCUUAAAGGAGAAGAUAAAAAAAAUUCCUUCUUCUCAGAACAAGAAAUAGAUGAAGAUUCAGUGCGACGUUUGUGAGAAGGAAGAGGCAACUUUCUUCUGCUCGGCGGACGAAGCCGCCCUUUGCCAAGCCUGCGACGGCCACGUUCACGAAGCUAAUAUCCUCGCCGGAAAACACCACCGCUUCACCCUUCUCUACCACGCCCACCACCUCCGUCCUCCGUCGCAGCAGGUCUGCGACAUUUGCAAGGACAAACGGGCAUUGCUGUUCUGCAGAGAAGAGCGGGCAAUCCUCUGCGGCGGCUGUGAUCUGCGUAUCCACACCGCCAAUGAGCGAACCCAGAAACACAGCCGGUUUCUUUUGACCGGAAUCAAGCUCUCUGCUUCUAAUGCAUCUCCGGCGACCACCGGAGAUCACCCGGACGCUGCUACGAGAUCGUCAGCGUCGGAUGUGGUUGUGUCGGAGGUGGAUCAAAGCGGCGAGGGAUCGGUGGUUUCCGGCGGAGGUAGUAGCAUAUCGGAGUACCUGCUUGAGGCUAUCCCCGGAUGGCACGUUCAAGAUUUUCUUGAAUAUGAAUUCUAGUUGAUGGGCUAACUGCAAAUUUAAUUAAGGUAAUAUCAUGCAAGUACGUCAAGAAUCACAAGAGGCAUGGGUUGUCAUCAUUAAAUGCUUUUUUGGACAGCGACACAAUUAAGGUGGUAGCAAUUCCAUCUACAAGAUUCAUUCCAGAUUUCCAUCUUCAAUCAUAUGAUGCAUGCACUAUGAUGGGAUGCACUAUGAUGUAAUGUACUCCCUCCGUCCCAAAAUUAUCUUCAUAGUUACUAUUCACAUGGUCAACUCAAAUUACUCUUAAUCUUUUACUUUAUAUAUCAAAUUUUUGUCAAACUUAAAUUUUCUUGAUCAGGCUUUGUAGCGGUUUUAAUGUAGUUUCUGAAUAUGUAAAUUUUAUUUACUAAAAAUAAUCCGAGUGUGAACAGGGAUCGAGUUGCUUUAUCGUCAGUCAAGCAUCGUAAACCGAACUAUGAAGAUAAAUAUGGGACGGAGGUAGUAAUUUUUUCUUUAUUUUUUGUUAGUGUGAACAUUUUCGUUUUUCCAAUAUGAAGUGUUCCACUUUCUUCAAGUGUAUAAUCACUAAUCAGCUCACUUGAACUGUAAGUCUAGAUCAGUUCCUACAAGUCCAAGAGCGGUUAAAGGUUCCGUAAUGGAUCCGACGUCUCUGUCUAGCUUGCUUUGACAAUAAAAAACCAAUUGUAGAAAAUGAUCGAAGGAGUUUACUUUUUUCGCGAAUCUUAAUAUCCUCCUUUCGAUCUUUUUCAUUGGUGAGCGCAAGGCACUCUCUUUAAGGUGUAGCAUCCCAAACAUUGGCGGAGCCAGAAAUGACAGGUUAGAGAGGCCGGCUUAAAGAAUUUAUUUUGAAGGAACCAAAACUUAGAAUUUCACUACAUUUUUUAGUGCUUAUUAUUAUUAUUAUUAUACAUACAUAUAUACAUAAGAAUUUUUUUCUUGUGGGGCCGAGGUCCCCGCCAGCCUCUCCGGUUUCCACAAUCCCCCCCCCCCCGCAAUUUGGACUGUGCUUAAUUUUACUCCAAAUCAGGAGCCAAUGUACGUUGUGAGCUAGCAGUGCAAUAGGCAAUAGCACAUUUUUUGCACCAUAUACCUACGCGCGGUGUUGUAAGUUUAAAGUUUGUAACAAUAUAAUGCUACACC
Messenger RNA from Cuscuta epithymum, 1900 nucleotides. NCBI's taxonomy places the organism in Eukaryota, Viridiplantae, Streptophyta, Magnoliopsida, Solanales, Convolvulaceae. The record is from the annotation of a GenBank genome assembly.